UGCACACACAGCACAGACUCGCAGGUCGUGCACAACUUGUGGAUGAGGGAGCUGCUGUGGAAACGUCAGCGCGGGUUUAUGUGGAGCGGCUGCAGCGUGACAUUGCAGAGCCUGUCUGUGUCUGCCCGUACACGCCGCCUGACAGGAGUGAGAGGGCGGGAGGAGGACGCAGCACGGAUCCACAGGUAUUCGUUCGGCUGCAAAUUCUGAAUGAAAAAGCGGAUUUUUUGCCUGAAAUUUGAGCGUUUUGCAUGAAAAGUCUCGCGCUCUCUGUCUCCACACGUCUUCGCUGUGACUGCAUGCGCGCUGUUUCAAACGUGACAUCACGUCAAGGAAUACACGGCAGCCCCUGUGAUAACCUUGAGCCCGCGCCGCGCAGGACACAACAGGUUCGUUACGCACGCAAACUCUCUCAGAAUCCCGCAUCUCUGCGGUGUUCCCGGAGCUCUGUGCCCCUCUCGCGUUCAGCAUGUGCGCGUGUUUGUUUCCCCCUCCGUGACGGAGCGUGCACACACACACGUCAGCUCGGGGAGGGCAAAGUCUGCUUAAAAUGCUGCGAGUGUGACGGCGGAAUCCAGAGCACAGCGGCGCGCGGACGGACAGGUGAGCGCGGGGGGCGCAGAAGGACACGCGGAGGCUCGAGAGCCCCGAGGAGCGCGCGGGGAUCAUGACGGUGGUGCCCGCGGAGAACCUGGACGAGACCGUGGCGCUGGCCGCGCUGUCGGCCCAGGACGCGUGCGAGCCGGAGCGCGCGGACAGCCAGGACUGCUGCGAACGCGUGGUCAUCAACAUCUCCGGGCUGCGCUUCGAGACGCAGCUGAAGACGCUCGCGCAGUUUCCCGCCACUCUGCUGGGAGACCCGCGGAAGAGGAUGCGCUUCUUCGACCCGCUGAGGAACGAGUACUUCUUCGACCGGAACCGGCCCAGCUUCGACGCCAUCCUCUACUACUACCAGUCCGGGGGCCGGCUCCGGAGACCCGUCAACGUGCCGGUGGACAUCUUCAUGGAGGAGAUCAAGUUCUACGAGCUUGGAGAGGAGGUGAUCGAGAAUUUUAAGGAUGACGAAGGCUUCAUUAAGGAGGAGGAGCGCCCGCUGCCCGAGAACGAGUUCCAGCGGCAGGUCUGGCUCCUGUUCGAGUACCCUGAGAGCUCCGGACCCGCCAGGGGCAUCGCCAUCGUCUCGGUCCUGGUCAUUCUCAUCUCCAUCGUGAUCUUCUGCAUGGAGACGUUACCGGAGUUCCGCGAGGAGGCCAGGACGUUUGACGAGCACCUGGCAGCGAACGGAACAGUGCGCGCAAAGAAACCGAACCCUUUCACGGACCCGUUCUUCAUCGUAGAGACGCUUUGCAUCAUCUGGUUUUCAUUCGAGCUGCUGGUCAGGUUCCUCGCGUGCCCCAGCAAAGCCGCCUUCUUCAAGAACAUCAUGAACACCAUCGACAUCGUGGCCAUCAUGCCCUACUUCAUCACGCUGGGACUGGAGCUCGCGGAGCACCAAGGGAACGGCCAGCAGGCCAUGUCUCUGGCCAUCCUCAGGGUCAUCCGCCUGGUACGGGUCUUCCGCAUCUUCAAACUGUCCAGACACUCCAAAGGACUGCAGAUUCUCGGGAAGACGCUGCAGGCCAGCAUGCGCGAGCUCGGACUGCUUAUCUUCUUCCUCUUCAUCGGAGUCAUCCUCUUCUCCAGCGCUGUGUACUUCGCGGAGACCGACGACCCGCACUCGAGCUUCAGCAGCAUCCCGGACGCGUUCUGGUGGGCUGUGGUCUCCAUGACGACGGUGGGCUACGGGGACAUGUGCCCGGUCACCAUUGGGGGGAAGAUCGUGGGCUCUUUGUGCGCUAUCGCCGGCGUGCUGACCAUCGCGCUGCCGGUGCCCGUCAUCGUGUCCAACUUCAACUACUUCUACCACCGGGAGACGGAGCAUGAGGAGCAGUUCCAGUACACGCACGUGACCUGUGGACAGCAACAGCCGGCUUUCGGAGAGUUCAGGAAGAGCGACAGCAGGUCGAGCCUGUCCAAGUCCGAGUUCCUGGGCAGCGAGGACGCGGACUCCAUCAAAUACACCAACUGCAGCCCGCACAAAGCCCACAGCGGCAAACUCACCGACGUCUGAGCCGCAGCAGCACGCGCUCUGCUGUGACUGCACACCGGAGAGCUCCUUUUUUCUGCCAUCCAAGACCCACGGAGAGGACCCACGUUUACCCCCGAAACCGUCUUCCAUCACGCGCGUCA
Messenger RNA from Pelmatolapia mariae (spotted tilapia), 2229 nucleotides. Its product is annotated as shaker-related potassium channel tsha2-like. Gene Ontology annotation, molecular function: delayed rectifier potassium channel activity; protein binding. Gene Ontology annotation, cellular component: voltage-gated potassium channel complex; membrane. Gene Ontology annotation, biological process: protein homooligomerization; potassium ion transmembrane transport. The record is from RefSeq and is a predicted model, not a curated record. NCBI's taxonomy places the organism in Eukaryota, Metazoa, Chordata, Actinopteri, Cichliformes, Cichlidae. The transcript has a single exon. Bases 668 to 2110 code for a protein of 480 amino acids.